Glycine soja is the source of this 2113-nucleotide messenger RNA. RefSeq names its product protein IQ-DOMAIN 1-like. The transcript is spliced from 5 exons. The record is from RefSeq and is a predicted model, not a curated record. Gene Ontology annotation, molecular function: protein binding. NCBI's taxonomy places the organism in Eukaryota, Viridiplantae, Streptophyta, Magnoliopsida, Fabales, Fabaceae. Bases 421 to 1809 code for a protein of 462 amino acids.
UUUUAUUUCCUCCUUGUAUUUGGAUUCUCUUAAGCGAUUACGGUUACUACCAAUUUGUCUCUCUCAAUCUCAUGUACUGUACACACAACAAGCUCUGCCUCUCAGAGACUCACAACACCAUCCCUUCUUUCUUUCUCUCAAUUCUUCACAGUUUCUCGGACUCUGCUAAAUGACCAAACACCUCUUUCUAAUGAAUCUCAAAUAUGCCAAGUAAAGGCCAUACACCAACAUUGUUUGGCCUCGGCAACAGAUACACGCCUUCUUUGCUAGCUACAUAACGUAGCGUGUCGUUGGAUGUUUUUUGGUUGGUCGAAUGAGACUUGGGAUGGUUACAAUUCACCUUUUGAGGUUCUGACGUGUCUGAAUUUGUAAUGCAUAUGAUGAUGGCGGCGGCUUAAGAAGUAGAUCCUUUCCUCGACGAUGGGGAAGAAAGGAGGGAGCUGGUUCUCGUCGGUGAAGAAAGUUUUCAAGUCCUCUUCUUCUAAGGACUCGCCGCUGCCGGAGAAGAAGAAAGAGAACAACAAGGAAGAACAGUGGCAGCAUGUGGCGCCAGAGGAGGUUUCUGUGGAGCAUUUUCCUGCAGAGAGUUCUCCAGAUCUUACCAAUGAAGGGAGUGUCACGUCGUCAACACCAGUGACUGAAGAUACAAACCCUGCCGUUGCCUUUGCAGCAGCAACUGCCGCCGCCGCCGAAGCGGCCGUGGCGGCAGCUCAAGCAGCCGCUAGAGUUGUGAGGUUGGCGGGUUAUGGACGCCAGUCCAAAGAAGAAAGAGCUGCAAUACUCAUUCAAUCAUACUACAGAGGCUACCUUGCUCGACGUGCAUUGCGUGCUUUGAAGGGAUUGGUGAGGCUGCAAGCGCUGGUGAGGGGACAUAAUGUGCGAAAGCAAGCGCAAAUGACAAUGAGAUGCAUGCAUGCAUUGGUCCGAGUGCAGACAAGAGUAAGAGCUCGCAGACUGGAGUUGACUGAGGAGAAGCUUCAGAGAAGAGUUUAUGAGGAGAAGGUCCAAAGAGAAGUAGAUGAACCUAAGCAGUUUUUGAGCCCCAUCAAAAUGUUAGAUAUGGAUGGUUGGGACAGUAGGCGCCAAACUAGCCAGCAAAUUAAGGAUAAUGAUUUGAGGAAACAUGAAGCUGUAAUGAAAAGGGAGAGAGCUCUUGCUUACGCUUUCAACUGCCAGCAGCUGAAGCAACACAUGCACAUAGACCCAAAUGGUGAUGAUAUAGGAAGCUAUAGCACUGAGCGUGAAAGAGCCCAAUUGGAUUGGAACUGGUUGGAACGUUGGAUGUCAUCACAAUCACCCAACUUAAGACCACGUGAGACCCUUUAUAGGACUCUUGCUACUGCUACUUCCACCACUGAUGACAUGUCUGAAGAAAAGACAGUUGAAAUGGACAUGGGUGCAACUCUGGACUCAACUCAUGCUAAUAUGGGCUUCAUUAAUGGAGAAUCUUUUGACACAAGCCCAAUUUCUAAUAGGUACCACCAGCGCCACCACAGUGCUGGUGUCCCUAGCUACAUGGCCCCAACCCAGUCUGCAAAGGCCAAGGUUCGAAGUCAAGGCCCGUUUAAGCAACGUGGUUCACCUGGGCCUCACUGGAACUCAUCCACAAGGAGAGGUUCUUCUGUUGGUUUGGGCUGUGACUCAUCUAGCUCUGGUGGGCCCACUGCAGCCCAUGUCUUCCCAAGAAGCCCAAACCCAAAAAUUAACGAGAUUCGCCUCCAAUCUAGACGGAUUUCAGGUGGCAGCCCAGAUAAUGUUCACAUUGAGGAUUGGGCCCUUCCCCUUGGAGCCACCAACGGUUGGGCUUGACUUGAUUAAUUAUUUUUUUCUUCUAAAUAUCAUAAUCAUAAUAAUAGCAUGUUUUGUAUGGUGUGAACUUUGGUCCUUGAUAUGCAAUGUGCUUACUAUUCAAGGAAAGUUUAAUAUGUCGUGGUGUCGUGUCAUGAACAACAAUAUUUGAGAUUGUAUACCCCCUCCCCCUUAAACACACCCAAAAAGUGAGAUUGUAAUGUCUAGUAACCCCAUUUUCUGUUCUGUUUCGCAUGUAAGAAAAUGUUUGAAUUUUGUUUUUUUUCAUAAAGAAAAUAUUAUUUGUUUGAGUGCUUUCUUUUCA